GUCCCCGAAGACACCCGCAACCCCGACGCCGCAUCUCCUUGACGCAUAACGGCAACGGCCUUCGUCUCUCCAGAGAUUGGAAGCAACAUCGAUUUUCAACAUGGCGUCCGCAGGGGCGAUAUGGGGUCCAGCGACCCUUCGCCUGCUGCGUGUCGCUGCCGCCAAAACCACGAAGCUGGUCCGCGCCAAGCUGGUGGACGCGACCAGGCCUCUCCAGGGCCAGGUCCAGCAUAUCCCCAUCCGCGGCGGCUACACUGGGCGGCAGCCGAUUCACCCAGCAGCGCUACUGAAACAACAGAAGCGAGGUGUGAAGUGGUUUUCUAGCGGAGCGACCAAGAGCAUCAACAAUGCACUGCGGAGGUUCAUCAGCUCCGAGCGAAGUGCCUCGGCGCCUCGAUUCGACCGAUCCAAGUUGCCGUCUUCAAACACCUCGCGACGUGUCGCACAGUUCUCCGGACGGGCUCCAUUUGCGAGCACGCUGCGACCGAACUUGACGGGUGGGGCGAUGCCUCGCACUGCUGGCGGCUACAGUCUCGGAGGUGGCGCUCGGUAUUUCUCUCACACGCCCGCGGCGCCGGCCCAGGUUGUACAGAACGUGUCGCAAGCUAUGCGGGCCUUCUUCCUCUCAGGUCAGAAGCUGCGAUACGACGGCCUUGGCUCCCACGGUGAGCGCAAAUAUCGCGCCGUUUCUACCCUCGAGGACGAUGCCAUGCGCACGCUUUCCGAGAUUCCUCGCUCCGCUCUGGGGUCCUUCAUCGACUUUCAGCUCAGCCCCAAGAUAACGGCUCUUAGCCCCCUUGCUGCGGCCAUUGCUCUCACAUCUGAGACCUCUGGUUUUCGUACCGAGGCGGCUCAUGCCAGCAUCAACACCGAGGGAUUUCUCGACAUCCUCUCUGCGGACUUUGGCCGUGCUCUGAAGGACUUGACGGCUGUAUACGCAGAUUUGCGGCGGCUCUCGGUGCUCGGCGACUUGCCGAUAGUUCUCGAGAAGAGUGACACCCUUCGUGUUCGGUUCCCCGGCGUCGAUGCGGCCACAGUCGAACAACUCUGCGACGACAUCGGGAUUCAACGUGGCGUCGUCAGCCAGGACCCGGGCUUCGACUUGGCCGUCGGCAUGCCCAUGGCACUCAAGUUCCCGUUCGCGCCCGACACCGAAAAGACGUUGACGUCGCCUGGUGGAUCGGCACGUUCGCUGGAGGGCCACGAGAUGGAUGAGAUGUCGUCUCUCGGGGACGACUCUUUCGUGCGAGAUGCCUUUGCCGAGGAAUUGGAAAAUCCGUGGCUAUCAGAGCCCGAGGGCUACGAGAGCAUGUCACCGCCCAUGAGCUCUGCGCAACACUGUUCCAACGAAUUUGAAGGGCUCGAAGGGAUAUACCGCUUUCUCGAGGAGUGUGAUCGAGGGAAGGGGAGGCUGGGAUGAACGGCCGCGUUCAAAGAUUGAGGGGCUCUACACUCGUUUGUGACAGUACACUAGUCUUUUUUCUGAUCGAUAGGCAGAAAUACGAUUUCUUUGGGUUAA
Molecule: messenger RNA, 1519 nt
Organism: Purpureocillium takamizusanense
Lineage: Eukaryota; Fungi; Ascomycota; Sordariomycetes; Hypocreales; Ophiocordycipitaceae
Exons: 1
Coding region: 101-1420 (439 amino acids)
Biological process (GO): proteasome assembly
Molecular function (GO): proteasome binding
Source: RefSeq, a predicted model, not a curated record